This is a messenger RNA of Trichomonas vaginalis G3, 423 nucleotides long. Its product is annotated as regulation of response to stimulus. The transcript has a single exon. Lineage: Eukaryota; Parabasalia; Trichomonadida; Trichomonadidae. The record is from RefSeq and is a predicted model, not a curated record. The coding region runs from base 1 to 423 and encodes 140 amino acids.
AUGUUCUUCUCUCGCUCUAUCAUUGAGUGUCCACGAAGUGACUAUUUUGCAGUUAAUGUCGGAGCUCUUUACAACAAGUCAGAGAUAGUCCUCUUCUGCUUCCAUCCGGCUUCAAAGAUAAUUUUUUUAAUCUUCCACAGACUCUACGACUCCGUGAUGAACAUCAAACAAUAUGCGUUUGCAAACUGUUCUUCAUGGACAACGAUCAACAUCCUUAAGUGCGUGGAGAACGUCGAGAGUUCUAUCUUCUUCAUCUGUGAUCAUCUCAGAUGUGGUGUAAUCAUCGAGAAUAGGACUAUCUCUUUCAUUCGUAAAAUCAUAUCUGAAUGUCUUCUUAACCCUAAAGUGAUAUACCCCUGCGACUCCCAUACAUGUCAAUGCAGAAUCAUCAACACUGAAAUCACACAAUCAUUUCUCAUAUAG